ACUCCAACAACAUCACUUCUGAUUAAUUCCAAGCUGAUAACAAUUUGAGGUCUCCUGUCUUAUUUCUCUACAUUUCCGAAUAUCUGAAUAUACGCAUUUAAUCAUUUCAAAAUGGCGGACCGAUUUCCCUCACUGGAAGACUUCAACGAGGGUCAAACCGAAGUUGUCAGCAAUGAUGUUGCCGACACCGAUGACUUUCUUGCUCGUGAACGCGCUGCGCUAGGUGACGAUGCUGCGCAAUUUGCUACACCGAACGAUCAGGUCGCAACCGUAGAUGACGAUCUACUGGGAGGUGACGAAGUUGUCCAACAACAAGGUGAUUCGGCAGAGAUUUCUGGUUUCGAAUCAUCUUUUCCUGCGAUUGAUACACAGAAUGAGGCCGUUGCGCCCGGCGGAACUAUCACUGGUACCGGCUCUCCCUUUCCAUCGACAGGGUAUUCCAACUAUGCUCAACCAGAAGAAGAACCAGAGGCUGUUCGGGAAUGGCGAGCGCGCAGAGAUGCCGAUCUGGCCCGCCGAGCCGAAACCUCCGCAGAGAAGAAAGCAGCCACUAUCAAGAAGGCACAAGAAGAUAUUGAUGACUUUUAUGUAUCGUACGGAAACCGCGCCGAUAAGGCUCGCGCCCAAACCCGCAAGGAAGCCGAAGAAUUCCUCGCAAACAGAGAAGACACAUCUGCAGGCGGAACCAGCUGGGAGCGUAUCGCAAAACUUGUUGACAUAUCUGGCAAGGGUGUCAAGGGCGGUGCUAGUGGUUCUGGCAAGGAGCGUUUCCGUGAACUUCUACUUGACUUGCGAAAAGACGCCAAUGCCCCCGGUGCAUCCGGAGUGUAAGGAGCAAGUACAUUACGAACAAUCAAUAAAUAGAUAAAAAGAAUGCGGGUUUGGUGGGUAUGUCUUUCAGGAUUUACUUGUACCUGAGUGCGAAGUUGAGGCCGUGCAACGCGCCGGUUUUCUGUGUCAGAUUUGAAGGAGAGUAAUGCUCUCCUCAUCCAGAACCUCACUGGACUAUCGCCUCCAGUGCGACAGUGUCUACUCAAGGAUCAGUCAUUCUUUCCCUUGCAGUUCUUGCCCAUGUAUUCGACCAUCGAGCCUCACGAUCAUAUCUCUUGUUUUGUGCCUAUAAAUGUAUCUGCGGUCUUGCUCUUUAUCUUCCACUUCUUCAUGGGAUUAAUAGGUAAUGCAAUGGAGUUAUUCUUUUCUGG
Messenger RNA from Talaromyces stipitatus ATCC 10500, 1202 nucleotides. RefSeq names its product clathrin light chain. The record is from RefSeq and is a predicted model, not a curated record. The transcript is spliced from 4 exons. Lineage: Eukaryota; Fungi; Ascomycota; Eurotiomycetes; Eurotiales; Trichocomaceae. Gene Ontology annotation, molecular function: clathrin heavy chain binding; structural molecule activity. Gene Ontology annotation, cellular component: clathrin coat of trans-Golgi network vesicle; plasma membrane; clathrin coat of coated pit. The coding region runs from base 112 to 831 and encodes 239 amino acids. Gene Ontology annotation, biological process: clathrin coat assembly; clathrin-dependent endocytosis; intracellular protein transport.